Molecule: messenger RNA, 951 nt
Organism: Scheffersomyces stipitis CBS 6054
Lineage: Eukaryota; Fungi; Ascomycota; Pichiomycetes; Serinales; Debaryomycetaceae
Gene: TSC13
Product: trans-2-enoyl-CoA reductase (NADPH)
Exons: 1
Coding region: 1-951 (316 amino acids)
Biological process (GO): very long-chain fatty acid biosynthetic process
Molecular function (GO): oxidoreductase activity, acting on the CH-CH group of donors
Source: RefSeq, a predicted model, not a curated record
AUGGUCUCUAUUGAAGUCAAAUCCCGUUCCAAGUCGUUGCGGUCGGUCACCAUCUCCGACUUGACCCUCGACACACCCGUCAAAGCCCUUGUGGGACAGAUUGCUGAAAAGAACAGAACCUCGGCUGCCAGACUCAGAGUAACCAAGUACGAUGACAAGACCAAGAAACAACAGCCAUUGGAUUACAGUAAGUCGUUCCUUGACAACGGAAUUGCCACGAAAAAAAUCGAACUCUUCGUCAAAGACUUGGGGCCACAGAUCUCGUGGCGAACUGUCUUCAUGAUCGAGUACUUCGGUCCCCUCUUGAUCCAUCCUUUGUUCUACUACGUUUCGGGAUUGUACGGAAGCGGCUCUGUCAUUCACCAUACCCAGACUCAACAGUUUGCUUACCUCUUUGUCGUGUUGCACUUUUUGAAGAGAGAAUACGAAACUGUUUUUGUUCACAAGUUUUCGAAUGACACUAUGCCCGUUUUCAACAUUUUCAAGAACUCGUCCCACUACUGGAUCUUGUCAGGGUUCAAUCUUGCCUACUUUAUUUAUGGUCAAGAUUCAAGUCUCUAUUCAUCAGGUUUCUUGAAGUUCUUGUUCAAGGUCAAUGACUUACCUUCUUCGUACAAUUACUUACUUGCUGGCUUGUUCAUAUUUGCAGAAGUCUCUAACGGUAUUACCCACUCCAUCUUGGCUAAUGUCAGAAAGGAAGACACUAAGAAAUAUGUCAUUCCAUACGGCUACGGUUUCGACUUGGUAGCCUGUCCCAACUACUUUUUUGAGUCUGUAUCGUGGUUCGCCUACGCCUUAUUGGUUGGCAAUUGGUCGUCGUGGGUUUUCUUGUUCGUGGCAACUGGCCAGAUGUGGCUCUGGGCUGUUAAGAAGCAUAAGAGAUAUCUCAAAACUUUCGGUGACGAAUACAAGAAGUUGAACAGAAAGAUCUACGUUCCUUAUGUUAUCUAG